This is a messenger RNA of Chelmon rostratus (copperband butterflyfish), 4261 nucleotides long. RefSeq lists its product as uncharacterized. NCBI's taxonomy places the organism in Eukaryota, Metazoa, Chordata, Actinopteri, Chaetodontiformes, Chaetodontidae. Gene Ontology annotation, cellular component: extracellular region. The record is from RefSeq and is a predicted model, not a curated record. Gene Ontology annotation, molecular function: endothelin B receptor binding; hormone activity. The transcript is spliced from 4 exons. Bases 1 to 651 code for a protein of 216 amino acids. Gene Ontology annotation, biological process: regulation of systemic arterial blood pressure by endothelin; intracellular calcium ion homeostasis; vein smooth muscle contraction.
AUGUACAUCAGUGCAGAAAUUAAUGCUUCACGAUGGACAAGCCAGGACCCCCUUCUUGUCUCAGUCUGCCUGCAGCCACCCUUCCACCUGCAGGUCCUGUCAUUGCCAUGCUCUCUGACUUUUCACCUGUUUCAGUCACCUGCUCACCUGUUUCCAUUUUCCCUCAUCAGCCCUGCCAGAGUCACUGCUGCUCUAAGCCUUUGCUUUCUAGCCUCUGGAACCUGGACCAGGACCAAUGCCCUGAGACCUAAGACCUGGAACCUGUACCCGCUUGCCUCCUCUACCUUCUCACUUACGAACCCCACAGCGGAGGAGGGCCCCCUGGCGCAGCUCACCCACACGGCCCACCGGCGAGAGAAACGCUGCUCGUGUGAGAACCAGAAGGACAAAGAGUGUAUUUUCUUCUGCCACAUUGGCAUCGUCUGGGUCAACACACCGAGCCACGUGGUUCCUUAUGGAUUUGGUUCACUCCGACUCAGGAGGGACCUCAGCCGCUGCCUCUGCACAGACACUCAGGACCGCGAGUGUUUGAGCUUCUGUUCCGUCCAGACGCAAACGAAGGGGGGAAAUGUCGCUGACAAACGGUUGAAGAUCUACAGAGGUGCAUUCUGGGAAAAAAGGAGCCGACACGCACUCAAAAACCAGACCUGAGAGAGAGGAGCAACAACAGUGACAGAAGUCCUUCAUGCAUCAGAAAUAACACAAAUGGACCCUUUUGUUUGUCUUUCUACCUUGAUGACAGUUUGUACAUGUACUGUGCAUGUGUGUGUGUGUGUUUAAUGUUAUUGUAAUGAUGGUGACGCAAUAGGAUAGGAGUGCUGAUGGCACACAGGGAGGGAGUUUGACCUGUGGCCUUUCUGUUUCCGGAUGAUCUCAGAUGAUUUGUAGCAAUGAGGGACGAAAAAACAUUUCACUUACGGCUGCAACCAGAUGAUCCACAGCCUCGGGGACAAAGACCCUGAAAUUUACAACGUUUGGGAAUUUUGAUGGUAAAUUCUACCCUUGACGUGUUACACAGCUUUGCUGUUGUAGGCUGAAAACCUCCCAUCUCCUUUUUCAGGUGUAAACAGCCUGUUUAAAGCAGCCACGCCUUUACAUUUGUUUUCCGUGAAAGUCCGGUGAAAUUAAGGUCGCACAGACGACCAUUUACAUACAGACUCAAAAACUUUUUCAAAUAUUUGCAUGGACACUUUUAAAUGUCUGCAUUCACAUGUAGUCUUCUAAUGUAUGAUACUUGAGAGACGGCUGUCAAAAAGCAUUGCUAAUACCAUGUCAGAGAUUUACCCCUAAAUUCCACCGGGCGCGUUCGGUCCACGUUCCGUCCGCACCGCGUAUCGCUGCCAUGUCAGACAAUGGCAGGAAGUCAGACAGAGGAAUGGUGUAGAGAAUCCAGUAAAGUUUCAAAAUAAAACUACCUGUGCAGACGGUGCAUCAGCAAUAAAAUCAGAUCAUAACAGACAAGAAGAGAAAGCAAUUAGCUGCUUCAGUGAGUUGGUUGGUCAACUUACCGACGACAGACGUACAACUAUCAAGGAAAAUGAGUCUUCAGCCGCGACAUCACAGAGACUCACUCGGUGGAGGUUAAGAAAACAAAAAGUAGGAUUAUUAUUUUGAACAAAAAGUCGUGAUAAGAGGACCAAGCUUUAAAUGUUAUAGAAGAAGAGGUCAUAAUACUGUAAUAUAAGAUAAUGAUGUAAUUUCACUAGAAAAACGGCUAAUUUUCAAAUCAAGGUCAUUCUCUGAUAUUAUAAGAGUAAAGAAAGCACGUUUACAGUUACUAACUGUACUGUAUUACAGUACAAUAAGAAACUGCUAAACUGUACAAUUACUUCAUUCUAAAAUAUUAAAACUUUCUUGUAAAUUAAUCUAUCUUAUCUGACUUAUUUCAUGUAAGAAUGACACCUUUUAUUCAUGAAAUAUUACAAUUAUUUUGCCAAAUUAAAGCUUUAUCUUGAAAUAUAUGGCUUUUUCAUAUAAUUUCAACUUUAACUUGUAAUAUUGUAACUUUUUACUCAAAGCAACACAAAAUGUUUCCACUUUACUCUGUAAAACCUCAUGUGUUUUUGUCAAGCGGUGUCCUGCAUACCCUGUCGUCGUCCUCUAGAUUAAAGAAUAAGCUAUUCUAACAUUGUGAAAAGGGUAAUGUGAUGUGAGUGGCUUCUUGCAUUGAAAGGUGAGCUUACACUGACAAACAGGAAUAUAUAUUUAAAAGGUUGUCAGUCAAGAGGUCAUGAAGUGUGAUGAGUGGGUCACAUUUGAACCGGAGUUAUGAGGUUUUCACAUAACAAGAGUGUCCUGCAGCUGUCGGUCAGUCGUUCUAUCCUCGCGGAUCUUUGUCUGAAUGUGAUUUACAAAAUAGUUGUCUCAGUUUUACAGUUUGUGUGUGAAUCUUUUUAUUUUCACUAGAGUGCAACAACAACGAUGCUGUAGCUGGUGUGCUGAGUCUGCAGCAAAGUUGUUGUCAGUGUUUUAUUUAUGCCUUAUUCUACUUAUUCCUCCAACAUGUCAAAGUGUCCCUGAAAAUGAGCAUAACAGAAAUAUUUAUUUCCUGUACACUGAAGUAUACUCACAGUGUGUAAUCUUCCUUUGUGCAUAUGGAAUAUAACCAUACUAACAUUUAAAUACACUGAGCUCUGGACGGUACCGCAUUAAGCGCCAUCUCCUCUGUGAUAUAACUCGAUCUGUCAUUAGAGGCCGGGAGUGGUCUGUUGAUGACUCCACCAUUGGUCAGAAGUGCUGACACCGAUCGCCCGAGGAGCUGUGACCAUAUAACCAAUCUGCAGGUUAUUCAGCCGGUUAACACCCAUCAUAAAACCCUUUUGUGGUAAAAAGAACAAAACAAAACAAAAAGAAAAAACAGAGAAGAUAAGAAUUUGACCCAUGUUCAUAUUAAGUCUUUCCUUCCUUCUCCUUAAUAACACCAUGUGAUUUUUACCAAAGACAAGACAACAAUUCAGCAACUACAACCUCCCCGGAGGCUUAGUCAGAGAAGUGGUGUCGAAGCCUGCUGCUGGGAAAUUCAUGUAUGAUGCAUUUCUAAUGCCAUGCCUUCAGAUUCACCUCAAAGUCACAUGUACCCAACCCUAUCAUGUGGCGUAUCAGUAAGACUACAUGUGCCCUUACUGAUGGAAGCUCGCCCCUUGAUUUUGUGAAUCAGUUUAGUAACGGCUGCAAACACAAUGCUAAACUGGUCACAUGGUUUAAAGGCCAUUUGGAAGUGUCCAUCUGGCCUACAGAUGACGUUUCUCACUUGAUUGAACGUUCCUGCCGCUCGCAGUUCAGCAACCUGUUUGUAUUUCUCCCUUUAAAGUUGCACCUAAAUGUGCACAGAACAUAAGAAUUUAAUACUGGUCGUGUAAAUUUGAACAAAAAUGACAAAAAUCUGUGCCGUCAGUAGAUCACUCCAUUUUCGCACAAUGAUCCUUGUGUUCUCCACCAGCACCAGCGGCUGUCAGCAGAACGUCAUCAGUCAUCACGCGGUCACGUGAUGUGGAUUGAUGUCCUCAGGGAGGUCAGAGGUCACGUGAGCUCGCUCUCUCCUCUGCAGGAUAGAGAUGGGAUGCUCGAAAGGCUUUGAGCCUCAUUUCACGGGCCUGUCAUAUUUUAAAGUCAUGAGUUUAGAGUCACUCAGUGAGAAAUCAACACCAUCAUCAAUUUCACAUAUUUCAGUUUCAUUCAUGUCUUUGUUUUUUGUUUUUUUUUGUUCCACUGCACUCACACAGCAAUGGAAAACGAUGGACUGUAACAAAGGCUGUUAUUCAAACCUCCUCACACUGAAGCAGAUUAGUGGUUUAUCAUUUUAUUAUCAGCGCCAAGUGAAACAUUCAAAGAGUUUUGUUCCAGAUUGAAGCAGUAAAACAUCUUCGAUUACAUGCACAGGAGUUUGUCUGCGAGAAGACAUCUCAGUGACGAUUGAUAUCACUGAACUAAAACCACAUGCUGUUUAUUCCAAGCAAAGAGCAGCAGGUAGCUCAUUCUUUUAACCUACGUUACGUACAUUUAACGUACUUAAAUUUAAGCAUGUUAUUGAUAUCUACAGUAGCCAGUGAAAUCCAGUGUUUCGUGUAAGUUGUGGAGCAGAACUCUUGGUUUCAUUUUGCCUGAUAUCGUCCUGAUGUUCACGUCUUCAAAACCCCAUCUGUAUAAUAGCUUUUGUAAGAUGUUCUGAACGCAACCCUUUAAAAAUGUAUAGCACCAAAUAUGUACGUAUGUUGAUUGUUUUAUUGCAGGAUAUUUAUUUUAUUAAAUAUUUCUAAAUCAC